AUGCCAAAAAAUCAACAAACCCAACAAAUAUUGAACGAUACAAGAGAUGAUUCGUCUUCAUCUCGGGUCGUUAUGCUGUUUGGAUCAGACGAGGAAUGUGACUUAACAUCAGAUGACUUAACAUCCGGCGAUGAAGAUACGUUGUCUGUAAAUCAAUUGACUGGUAUCCGACGGUUCCCAGUACCAGAUUCCCGAAAACCGUGUACUGUAACCAAUUCUCGAGAACGCUGGCGCCAACACAACGUUACCGGUGCCUUUGCAGAACUUCGGAAAUUGGUACCCACUCACCCACACGAUAAGAAAUUAUCGAAGAAUGAAAUUUUAAGAAUGGCUAUCAAGUACAUUCGUCUUUUAAGUGGAGUCCUCGAAUGGCAAGAGAAUCAACAAGAUUUCAGCAAUAAUAAUGAAGACUGUAUGGACAAUAAUGUGUAUUUAUAA
Messenger RNA from Macrosiphum euphorbiae (potato aphid), 438 nucleotides. The record is from the annotation of a GenBank genome assembly. NCBI's taxonomy places the organism in Eukaryota, Metazoa, Arthropoda, Insecta, Hemiptera, Aphididae.